UUCAAGCACCGGUUUAUAGAGCCGCAUUGAGUUACAAAUCAAUUCCCACAAGGCAAGUUUACCGGUGAAUGCAGUUCCACUUCCACGAUGAUAAUGGCUUUGAAAAAGAUUGGAACGUGAAUAUUAUUACCCCUACCUUGCAAGGAAUAUUUUCAGCCGCUCAAAUUUUUCAUGUGAGUUAUCAAAUUCAAACCCCUGAAUGUAACCCUACUAGCAAGUUCAGCUGUCAAUAAUGUGUAAAGACCUGGUACAUUCAUAAAAAUUACUCCGGAUCAUUAUCCGAGACGAGUCACCGAGAUUGAUGGUCAGAGGUCUUGUAAUCAACUUUGCUUACAUUAAGUUUUAACGAAGUAAAUAAACACUACCGGUCCUAAUCUAGCAUGCAUACUACGUUCAUAGUAUGAAGUAUUAUAAAAACCAAGCCCUAAUACUCAUCCCCAACGCAAAUAAAAUGAGAUUACUUUAGCCUUUUUACAUCAAUAUCACUUCUCCAUUUAUACCAAAGUCAUUCUAUUGAUCAUAACAUUUUUAUCAUGGCUUCAAAGGCAGAUCCAGAUGUUCCGAAAUCCUUCAACUGGUUACGCCGUCAGGAUCGUUGUUCUACUUAUAUCAACUAUAUAGACUUCUCCAAUGAUUCUGCUUGUUCGUUUGAUUUUGGUGAUAAUGGAUAUGCCGCAUCUUGCGACUAUGGUGGAGGCCUGCUCCAUAUGAGCGCCCGAGACAAGACAAAAGGUGUUAUAUUUGCUCAUGGUGGCUUCAAACAUACGUACCACUCAUCUCUUUCCCGCGCACAAAGACAACAGGUGGUAAAUGCUACAUUUGGUCUCAGGAUACCGGAUAAUCAGGAGCUGUUCCAGCAAAGAGAUGGCUCGAAAGAUCCGCCUUCUAUGUUCGAACUUGGAGAUAUGAUUGAAAGGGGCUGCUUUAACUAUCGCUGGCCGUUUCACGAAUAUAUUCUACUAUUGAAUAAAUAUGGCGAGCCAGAUCAUCGUGAGACAGGAACGUGCGCGACUGUUUCAUUCGUCAAGGAUGAUGUCCUAUACCAAAUAAUUAGACUUGAGAAAGGAUGUCGCCCGGAAGCUGAUUCAUGUACCCUCUCGCGUUGGGAUGGUCAGCUCAUCCUUUCUAUUGGAGGGCCAAUUAAAUUCGGGAUAUUCAGCACAGGCGACAGCGACACAGAAGUCAAAUACACCACAGUUAGGUCACACCUUGGAAUCAUUGAGGACAAUAUGAAUAAGAUUCAACUGGAAUUUCGAGUACACCAACUAUGCGGCGAUGAGUACAAGUUAUUGCAUCUGGAAACCCCAUCUGAAAAGGAGAAUGAGUGUGGCAUAGGCAAGCGUAUGGGUUCAUUCUAUAUAUCCGCAAAACUACCAGAAACAAAAUCACAAAGGCCAAAAGGACAGCAAUCUAAUGAUACACAUGUUGUAUUUAUUUCCGAACUAAGACUGCGAAAAGCAGAACAUGAACAGCCUUGGCCUAAAACACCGACUUCAGAGGAAACGUAUAACUAUCUUGGGGUUGAUCCGUACAGUACGAUGGCUACAGCGACUAUGUGGGAUGUUAUAUUUCAAUAUCGAGAAGAUCAAAUUGCUCGUUAUUCUGGGUUAUCAGAAGUUGAUUUAAUCGGACGUUGCAUGGAGAAGAUCUUAACGGUCGAACUUAUACCAACAACCUUUUCUACAAAUCAUGGAACUAGUUUCCAAGAAGACGCCCUAGCUCUAGUCAGUAAUUUGUUCGUGCGGCCAACAAUUGAUCUCCAAUCACUAUUCUGGAAUGUACGCUUCCUUGUCAAAACUUACCGGCUUUUAUCAAAAAUCACCAUUACUCCAAGAGAUGAUUCUUCAGUUCCGCAGCUAGAUGAGAGUCAGGACACGAUCAGUGUUAAAUCACUGGGUUCAAGCCAAUCUAGUGUCCCGAGAAAAGGCAUCUUUAUCUACCGCCCCGAAUAUUCUUCGGAUCAGAUACGUGCUCUGAACGGCAUUAUUAUAUCCCAAAUGGAGCGGCUUCAAGUGCACAUAGAACAAGUCAUUGCUUACAUUGUCCUCGCUUUUCUCCGACCGGGGCUAAGAACUAACCUUCCUCCGCAUUCAUCCAAAGCUUUCCAUUCGAACUAUUACUAUAUAACAAUUUCAAUAUGGUAUGUUGUAAGGAAAUGCGAAAAUUUCAAAAUUGCGUGGGAUUGGACCCAAGGACAAAGUCCCCUCGAUGAUUACCUCGCCCCCGAUCACCUAGUGCCAAAAGACGGCACAAAGGAUAAAGUGGCGUUCUUGAAGUGGUAUCAUUACGUGUCGGUUAUGAACCUAUUAGAAAGACAGAAACCUCUUCCUAAAGUGUGCAAGGAGCCGAACCUCAGAAGUAAGGUCAAGCAAAUGGAAAGAUACGUUAGGCGUAUCGCGGCAGAGAAACUAUCAUCUAAUGUACCGUUCUGUGCCGACAACGAGAUUCUGGACAGACUAGGGUUCUUAGCUAAGUCUCUAAGAGCAGAAAACUCCAGAUCGCAAGGUUCGGUCGCGAUGACUAUGGCCAAAUAUAUUUUAGGUCGUGAUCCCACCAGAAGCCUUAAUCCGGGUCGUCUCCAGGAUGGCGUGAGAGGGCCAACCACCGGCCCUUGGGAGAUCUAUGCGCUCUGUCACCACAGUCAGCUGUCUGCAAAUAGUUACAAAUACACAAAGGUCGAUGGCAAUCUCCGGGAGCAAAUUGCUGAAAAUAUUGAGAAAAGCAGGCGUAAUAUUUCCCAGUUUAUCAACGGGGAGGUAUGCCUUGUUCCAUGCUGGGAAAGGACAAAUAAGGCUUCAUUUCAAUCGGAGGCAACGAGCGUCUUGGCAUCUACCCUACUGAGUAUCUACAAUAAAGACUUGCAUCUAGAUUCAGCAAGUUCUGCGAGCACGGCAGAUGACCGUUCUUCGUGUUCGGCUAUGGAGUUGAGCGAGAUCGGUGACCUCAAGGUCAUAAUACGAAAUAAAACUUCUUCAACAGAGAGAAUUCUAGCCAGGCUAGAAGCAUCCGGAAAGCAGCCAGCAAUUAAAUGGAAGAAGUACCGACCUCCUCAAAAGUAUCACCCGUUGAGCUUCUUCAACUCACUGGAUAAUACACUAGAAAGGCUUAGUUCUGAAGAGACUCAGGAAAAGUUAAAGAUCUUUCUGUCUCACCGGCCGCAAACAAGCAGUGGACGGGAAUCUAUUCCAGAACAGAAAUCUUCUAAUGUUGAAGAAAUUCUCAAGGAACAUACAUUUUCCAUCGUCGAUUUUAAAGCCACUAUACCUGAGCAAUGGGGUAAUUAUACUUGGCAAGGGUAUAAUAGUGACAUAUUGCGUGUCACUGAUAGGAAACGGGACAGCAAUACCAACGCUAAAAUAAGGAAAAGAUUUUCGAGUAGUCUUGUUGACCAAGGUGUUCAACAUCGAACGAUUAUCUUGUCAACUCCUUUCGAAAGGAUAUUCGAACGUCGUUUCCUGAGUCUAUUUUGGCAGGCCUUCCAUGUAGACUCCAGUGACUGUUUUGUUGGCCAUGCCUCGGCAUUGCCCGACUUCUCCUGUCAAAUCAGCAACACCUGGUGCGCACGAAUAACCGUCCGAGGCUGGUCAAUGUCAAAGGUUACACAGAAGGGUAGGAAAGAAAAUAACGACUAUCAAGAUAGUAUAUUCAAGGCAAGGUCAAAUGAACCGAUCACAGUACCGCAUUUACUUGAAGACCUGCAUAAAAAGGCUGUAGGUGAAAAACAAGCAGUACCAAUUGUCGUGGAAUUGAAGAUUUCUUCUAUUGUCCUAUCUACAAAUAAAUUCGGCGACUUCAGUCAAUGCACCAUCAUUUCGGAACGGCUGGGCUCAAGGUGGGAGGACGUCAAUAAACAAUGCCGAGCAUUAUGGGAAAAGUUCAUUCAUCAACCCCAAAGUGCUCGUUGUCUUGUCUUUCUAGCCCUAUUAGGGCUAUUGUGCCAACAAAUGGAAGACGACUACCGAAAGGCCAUGGAUUACUUCACCCAAACACUUGAGAUUGAUAAAAAGGUAAUAUUCGACGACGAAGAUAUGCUUAAGGAUGGGGAGUCAUUAAACCAGUUGAAACUCAGUUUAUGGAGCCUGGAAUCAUUGAUAGAAUUACGCAACAGCCUCACAGACUCCAUAACCGUUAUUAAGGAGGCAGCAACUGAAAUGAGAAAUCAGAUUAACAAGGGUCCAGGCAAAAGAGGUGAGGUACUUGAAAAAAUGUGUCAAGACUCCUUGGGCGAUUUCUCAAGAAACCUUGGCCAGUUAGCUGCGUUAAACGCGAGGUUUAAUCAGAUUGUCAAUUUAAACUCUCGUUAUAAAGACUAUCUCUCCACUAUUUGGUCCUUGGAAGACAGUAGAAACUCAAUUUCUCAAAACUCGAUCAUUAAAAAAUUGACAUAUUUGACUAUAGGCUACUUGCCCCUAGGUCUAAUGACGGCUAUUUUCGCGAUCCCGCCUGAUCAAAAUGUGCUUAUUCCAAAGAUGGGACUACCGGGAUUCGUUAUCGCUAUUGUCGUAUCGUUCAUCGUGACGUUUACGAUUGUAUUCUCCUUGGAACGAAUCCUGGGUGGUAUCGGAAAGUUAACCACAGCACCAUCACCACCCCAUAGCGCCAAAGAUCCUCUGGCUUCGCAAUCGGGGCAAUUAAACCACUUAAGGGCUCUUUUGAAUAGGCCUCGGGGGAAACCGGAAGACGAAGAGCAGGCACAUACGUCUGCCCACGCAUCUAGACUAGACUCAACGGCGAGCACCGUUUAGGGCUUUGGAGCUACUCAUGUUGAAAGGUAGAACAAUAGGAGAUAAACAGAAACAUGGCUAAUAUGUAGUUAAGUUAGUUAAAUGUGUUGAGCUAAACUUAUUAAAUUGUUUUGAUUCUUUCAGCUAUCAAUUAAAACGAGGCUAUUCGGAC
Daldinia decipiens is the source of this 4896-nucleotide messenger RNA. RefSeq lists its product as uncharacterized. The transcript is spliced from 10 exons. The record is from RefSeq and is a predicted model, not a curated record. Bases 534 to 4745 code for a protein of 1403 amino acids. Lineage: Eukaryota; Fungi; Ascomycota; Sordariomycetes; Xylariales; Hypoxylaceae.